AUGUCUGCCAGUUUGGUCACAUACACUGCAGCGUCGAGCGAUGAUUCGUGGGAACAAUUGAGGCCUGCGAUCACGCAUGCCUGGCUCAAUCGAGCGUCAGAUUUGAAGCACUUGAAGUCCAUCCUUCGGCAAGAGUACAGCAUUAUUUCUACGGAAAAGACAUGCAGGACUCAUCUCAAAAGGUGGGGGUUGUUAACCUACAAGAGGCGUCAAGAUGGAGCGUUUGCAAAGUCUUUGGUACACCCUCCCAGGGCACGUAAAGGCAUCGCUUUCCGAGGGGAGAGAUGCAUUGAUCAAAUCUCCCGAACUUCAAGCCCCAUGACCAAAAACCCCGUCUUACCGACAGCUUUUCGAUUACAAGAAUUUGUUCUGCACUCUAUUGACGUCUUUGUCAGCCAUUCGUUUCCAGAGCCUCUUGCUACGACUACACAGCUAAAGGCCCGGGAUCUGAUACACCCGAAGUACAAUAAAGACUACAGUCUUUCUUGGCAGAGUGUUGCCGACUUGUAUCAAGCUGCGGAAGGAUAUUUCAGAGGCGAGUGUUACAAAAAGUUCGUCAAUACCAUUCGAAAGGCCCAUCUGGAGUUGAAGUUCCUCAUUGGACUUCCCGACUCUCAAUCAAAAGACUUUCAACAGACUUGUCAACAUACAAUGAUAACCAGAUUCUGGCGUAUUUGCCAUAGGCUUUUCAAGCUUGAUUUUCUCUGGCCACAAUACCGGUACUCGUUCUUGUUGGAUUUUCUUAUUGAGGUCGAAAGAUUGGUGAGCUGGUUCCAUGGUACAUCACAUCCAUUUGCUCGGCUCCUGCGAGCUAUGGGGAGAUUGGACAAGGAAUAUCUGCAAGCGGUUCUCAAGAUGGGUGCUUCUAGAACUAUUGGUGUAAUGGCACCAAUGAUGGAUCAACGACAACGUCGAAUGGUGUUCUACGCCUGGACAGACUUUACACAUAAGACAUAA
Molecule: messenger RNA, 957 nt
Organism: Fusarium redolens
Lineage: Eukaryota; Fungi; Ascomycota; Sordariomycetes; Hypocreales; Nectriaceae
Exons: 2
Coding region: 1-957 (318 amino acids)
Source: RefSeq, a predicted model, not a curated record